AAACAAUGAGACGACUAUUUUGUGUCCCUACCGGUGAGGAUUGGUAGUUUGAGGGCUUAGACUUCAGAGACCUUUUAAGAUAAAACAGAGAGUUUUGAAGGAACUCCAGAAGUUACAGAACCUACGGUUCGGCGAGCCGGAACGGAAGUACCCGGACAGAAAGGGAUGCUUCCAACUGGUCCACAGAGAAGCUGAAAACUCUGUUCCUGGCCGUUCGAGUAGAGAAUGAGGAGGGCAAGUGUGAGGUGACGGAGGUGAACAAGCUUGACGGAGAGGCUUCCAUUAACAACCGGAAAGGCAAACUUAUCUUCUUCUAUGAGUGGACCAUCAAACUCAACUGGACAGGUAAGGACCAGCCAGGCUGUGAGAGACGAGGUUAGCCCCGUGUCUGUCGCUCUUCCACUUGCUGGAGAGCAGGUUCUGAGCAGUGACAAACCCUUGAAGGGAGGAGACAGUGCUGCUUGGGAGGAAAGCAGUUUGGGGUGCUGCUGGGGGACACCGAAUGUGUUUAUUUGCUCUCUGAGUUUCAUCGGUUCCCACCAGUGAAGUGACGGGGCACUGGAUCUUUGGACCUUGUUCUGUGUUAGGAUUCAUAAGGUGAUAGAGUCUCAGGCUAGUUUAUUUUAUGUGUGUCUUAUGAAUGAUUUAAGAGGGAGGGGUUUUUCGUUUGUUCUCUUUUCACUUCAAUCACUUUCUAACUCCAGUUUGAAUCUUACCAUGUUAGACCACUGUACUAUUGUAGCUGAUAAGUAAGUAUUAUUUGGAUGUAGAGUCAGUUUUGUCAUAAUUAAUGUGUGUUCCUAAAAAUCAGUGCACUGUGCAACAGUCAUGCAGUAAGAAGCCACAAGGUUUAUAGAGAGGAUAGAAUUGGGAAUAUGUACCUGAUGGGCGGUGGUGGCGCACACCUUUAAUCUCAGCACUCAGGAGGCAGAGGCAGGCGGACCUCUUGAGUUCCCGGCCAGUCUGGUCUACAGAGCGAGUUCCAGGCCAGCCAGGGCUGUCUGGAGAAAAAAGAAAUACAGUACCCAUCCGAUGUGGUGAUAUGUGCCUGUAGUCCCAACCAAUUGGGAGGCUGAGGUAGGAAAAUGGCUGUGAGUUCUAAAGGGAAAGGGAAAGAAACAUACCUUCAAAAAACCAUCAUCAGUGACACGAUUUUAAAAUGAAGAAAUUGGGGUGGAGAGACUGGAGUUUGGUUCCCAGCACCCACAUCCUGCAAUUCACAGCCGUCUAGAACUCCAACUUCAGAGGGAUCUGGUGCCUCUGGCCUCUGAGGGCCCUUGCAUACAGGUGUGCUUACACGCGCCCGCGUACACACACACACAUUUAAACUAUAGAAACUAAGAAUUAGUAGAGUUUUAUUCAUGUGAUGAGUAUGAAGUACAUGUAUACUGUAAUCGGGAUGGUUUUUCUUUGAUUGAAAUUUCAUUGUGUUCGUGGGCAUCACAGGGAUUGCAGCUUGAAGGCUCUUGUGAGAUCCUGGAAGGGAGGUCUUCUGAGGCAGAAGGAUCAUCACACCAAUGGCACGUUACCUGACAGAUGUUUUGAGAUAUGAACUUUCAUUUAUUUCUGUACAUCUCUUCACCUGGUUAUAGUUUUCUCUGUUCACUUCUUAUUUCUCAAUGAUGAACUCACAUAGAAGCAAAUAUGAAAUAGCUAUAAACAAUUGUUCCCUAACAUAUCAGUCAUAUUGGAUAAAUGCUUGUUUUCAGAACAGCUGUUCAAGCUGAAUUGAUGCUCGUGGCUACCCGACAGGCUCUGGGAGAACUGAGCUACUACCCGAUUUGUGUAGCUCUGGGGGCCAUGCUGUAAUGCCCCAUUGGAUCUUUCCAUGGGGUACCUCUAAGUCAGGAGUGCAAUACAAAGGACACGUGGAAAUCCCCAAUUUGUCUGAUGAGAACAGUGUGGAUGAAGUGGAGAUUAGUGUGAGCCUUGCCAAAGACGAGCCUGACACAAAUCUCGUGGCCUUAAUGAAGGAAGAAGGGGUGAAACUUCUAAGAGAAGCAGUGGGGAUUUACAUCAGCACCCUCAAAACAGAGUUCACUCAGGGCAUGAUCUUGCCCACCGUGAAUGGAGAGUCCGUAGACCCGGUGGGUCAACCAGCACCAAAAACCGAGGUGUGCAAGGCGAAGGCUGCUCCUUCAAAAAGCCAGGCCAAACCUGUUGGUGUCAAAAUCCCCACUUGUAAGAUCACCCUUAGAGAGACCUUCCUGACGUCACCAGAGGAGCUCUAUAGAGUGUUCACCACUCAGGAGCUGGUCCAGGCCUUUACCCAUGCUCCCGCGGCCUUAGAAGCAGACAAAGGUGGGAAGUUUCACAUGGUCGAUGGCAACGUCACUGGAGAGUUCACUGAUCUGGUCCCUGAGAAACACAUUGCUAUGAAGUGGAGGUUCAAGUCGUGGCCAGAGGGGCACUUUGCUACCAUCACCUUGACCUUCCUUGACAAGAACGGAGAGACAGAGCUGUGCAUGGAAGGCCGGGGCAUCCCUGCUCCUGAGGAAGAGCGGACGCGACAAGGCUGGCAGCGGUACUACUUUGAGGGCAUCAAACAGACCUUUGGCUAUGGCGCUCGCUUGUUUUAGGGCCAGCAGCAGGGGUUCCAGCCUGUUCGACACUUGAGUCCAGCCCGUUCAUGAGGGGUUUGUGACUCACAGGAUUGCACCGUCCCGACUGCUAACUUGGGGCUGGGGCCCCGCCCUUCCACAUAUACCUUGGGUUUGUGCAUGUUUUCUGCUGGGUGGGGUCUGAGGGUGAUUCUCUUUUAUGUGUACAUACGCUAAAUAAACAGAUUUUAAAAGCAUGCAUUUCUUACCAUC
Peromyscus californicus insignis is the source of this 2813-nucleotide messenger RNA. RefSeq names its product activator of HSP90 ATPase activity 1 (gene Ahsa1). The transcript has 9 exons. The record is from RefSeq and is a predicted model, not a curated record. Gene Ontology annotation, cellular component: cytosol. NCBI's taxonomy places the organism in Eukaryota, Metazoa, Chordata, Mammalia, Rodentia, Cricetidae. The coding region runs from base 1809 to 2579 and encodes 256 amino acids. Gene Ontology annotation, molecular function: ATPase activator activity; protein-folding chaperone binding. Gene Ontology annotation, biological process: positive regulation of ATP-dependent activity; protein folding.